Molecule: messenger RNA, 2872 nt
Organism: Anthonomus grandis grandis
Lineage: Eukaryota; Metazoa; Arthropoda; Insecta; Coleoptera; Curculionidae
Product: sarcosine dehydrogenase, mitochondrial
Exons: 12
Coding region: 95-2779 (894 amino acids)
Cellular component (GO): mitochondrion; mitochondrial matrix; cytoplasm
Molecular function (GO): sarcosine dehydrogenase activity; protein binding
Source: RefSeq, a predicted model, not a curated record
AAUACAAUUAAGAGGAUUUUAAUAUGGACCAAGAACAACAACGUACGUAAGAGCUCGUACCGUGUUGUAAGCGUGAAUUUGCAAUUUAAAAAAAAUGUUUAAAAAACAUUUAUGGCGAAAUAGGGACGUUUUAAGGACUUUUAGGAGUAAACAUUCGGAAAAGUUUUAUAGUAACGAUGCCAGUUUACCCCGGCAGGCUGACGUCGUGAUUAUCGGUGGUGGUAUAGCCGGAUGCAGUGCGUUCUAUCAUUUAUCCAAAAGGGGAAUUAAGCCGAUUUUAGUUGAAAAAAGUAAAAUUACGGCCGGUACGACUUGGCAUACGGGAGGUUUAGUAUGGAGUCUAAGGCCUAACGAUACCGAUAUUCAAAUAUUGCAUCGCACCAAGGAAAUCUUAAAAAGUCUGGAAAGCGAAACCGGAGUGGAUCCGGGAUUUCAUAAUAAUGGAGGGAUUUUUAUUGCUCGCACUCCUGAACGUCAAGAAGAGUACAAAAGACUGCACACCUUAGGGCACUGUUUCAACAUCGAAAGUCAACUGAUAACCCCAAAAGACGCCCAAAGGAUCGCCCCUAUAUUGAACCCCGGUUCGUUCUAUGGGGCUCUCUACACCCCCACUGAUGGUUAUGUGGAUCCGUCUAUGUACUGCAACGCCUUGAUCAAGGGCGGCGUGGCCAACGGAGGACAAGUUUUCGAGCAAACGGCCGUCAAUAAGAUUUGGACCCAAGAAGCGAUUCAGGGUCUUAAGAAAAUCGUUGGAGUGGAAACUGAUAAAGGGCCAAUUAAAACCAAUACGGUGGUGAACGCGGCUGGGGCAUGGGGAAGGAAAAUCGCGAACAUGGUCGGCAUCGAAAUCCCAUUAACACCCAUGAAACACGCGUAUGUGGUGACCAACAGCGUGGAGGGUGCAAAAGGUUCGCCCUCGAUCAGAUGCCACGACAGUUCCCUUUAUUUUAGGCCCCAGGGGGACUCCAUUUUAUUUGGCGGCUACGAACCGAACCCCGUGAUCCUUAAGGAGGUACCGGACGAUUUCGAUUUUAAACUGUUCGAAUUGGACAAGAGUGUGUUCGAGACUCAUUGGAAACACGCGGUGGAACUCUGCCCCUCGUUCGAAAAGGCCGGCAUCAAAUCGGACGUGUGUGGCCCCGAGGGUUUCACCCCCGAUCAUAAACCGUUGGUCGGCGAGGAUCCCAUCGUUGUCGGAAUGUACUACAAUCUUGGCUACAACUCCAUGGGAAUGAUGUUGAGCGGGGGCGUGGCCGAGCAACUGUCCUAUUGGAUCGUCCAGGGCAGACCGAACUGGGACAUGCACACGUUUGACAUACGGAGAUUUUCGCAACGACAGAAACCGGAUCGGGCGUGGGUUACCGAGACGAGCCACGAGAGUUACGCCAAGACUUACAGCAUCGUAUACCCGCACGAUCAACGGUUGUCCGGAAGAAACCUUCGGAUCGAUCCAUUUCAUGAGCACUUGGUGGCAAAUGGAGCCGUGAUGGAAGAAGCCCUGGGAUGGGAACGUCCCGGUUACUUCAUAACCGAAGACCGAACCGCCCCAGUACGCGGCUACGACUGGUACGGGUACUACGACCACGUGAGAAACACCGACCAACGCUACGAGAAAGAACUGGAACGAGAUUUGACCUUUGACUUCUCCAGGAACAUGGAACUGAUCAAAGGGGAGGCAUUGGCGGCGAGAAACAACGUGGCCCUCUUCGACCUCUCUUGCUACACGAAAAUGUACCUGGCAGGUCCGGAUGCCGAGGAGGCGGCCGAUUGGCUGUUCACCACUCAUUUGAGUAAAACCCCAGGGAAAGUCUCUUACACCCUCUCGUUAAACUCCAAGGGGGGGAUCGAGUCUGACGUCACAGUAACCACUUUGGAGGAGGGAGCCGGGACCCUUGUGGGGCCCAUUUUGAAGGGCAAAGGGUAUUAUAUAGUAGCAGGAGGCCAGUCUGGAUACCAAACAAAGAGCCACCUGAGAAAACAGCUGUUUAAGAAGAACUUCCGCUCCAGAAUAACCGAAAUAACCGACAGAUUGGGAAUAUUAUCGCUCCAGGGGCCGAAGAGUCUGGAACUGUUACAAUCGAUCACGGAAUACCCGAUUACCGACGAACGAUUCCCAAUCGGGAUGUCCCACAUUAUCAAAAUUAAUGGAUACACCUGCCGGGUGAUGAGGAUCAGCUACAUCGGAGAGAUGGGUUUCGAAAUUCACAUCCCCUAUUCGCAUUGCGUGGCGGUUUACCAUAAGGUGAUCGAGGCGGGGCGUGGUUUCGAUCUGAAGCAUGCCGGUUUUAGAGCUUUGGACUCUUUGAGCAUGGAAAAAGGUUAUCACUUGCUAAACAAAGACAUCAGGAUUGACGAUAAUGCGGUGGAAGCAGGCUUAGAAAGGUUCUGCAGGAAGGACGGCCAAUACCAAGGGAAAUCCGUGGUAGAGCGCGUGAAACAAGAAGGACCGUUAAAAAAGAGAUGCUUUUUCACUUUACAAGAUCCAGUGGCUUUAUAUGGCCUGGAAACUAUUUGGAGGGAUGACGUCAUCGUUGGGUACUUAAGAAGGGGGGAUUACGGCUACGCUCUGGAUUCGCCUAUAGGAAUUGGCUACGUGCGGCAUCCAAAAGGUAAAGUCGUGGGAAAUGAAUUUUUGAAAACCGGUGAUUACCAGAUCGAGGUGAGAGACAGAAAAUAUCCGGCCACCUUGUACUUGAAAAGUCCCUUCGAUCCGACCAAUCAGAGGCUGUUGGGCAGAUACGAGAACCAGUUCGAGGAGCAGUCGCAUUUUGAGGAUUAGGUUUAGUUUAGUGAGGUUAAGUGUAAACGGUAAAAGAUUGAGGGGUUAAUUUGUUAAAAUAAUGUAUGUUUAAAUAAAUAACAGAAAAGUGAA